This is a messenger RNA of Dromiciops gliroides (monito del monte), 4066 nucleotides long. RefSeq names its product CTD small phosphatase like 2 (gene CTDSPL2). NCBI's taxonomy places the organism in Eukaryota, Metazoa, Chordata, Mammalia, Microbiotheria, Microbiotheriidae. The transcript has 14 exons. The coding region runs from base 619 to 2016 and encodes 465 amino acids. Gene Ontology annotation, molecular function: phosphoprotein phosphatase activity. The record is from RefSeq and is a predicted model, not a curated record.
CCCCCCGCGAUCACAACACAGCCGGCUACGGAGGCCCCUAACGUACAAAUAUCUCUCUGCCUGUCGUAGGUUCUGUACCCCUGCCGCUCCCUCAGGUCCUAGGGCCCUCCGGCCAAUUGCCGUAAGGAACUUAAGCCGGUUCCUUCCAGAGGCAGUAGCUCCUGAUUCCCGUCGCGGAAACCGGAGUCUCCUCAGCCGCUACGGCCUCUCUCAACCCUUCCCCCCACCUCGCGGAAUUGUGGCGGGAGGGGGAGGAGGGAGCCAAGGCGCCUGCGCGGAGAGGCCGCUCUCCAUCCGGGUCUCUGUCCGUGCGGUGCAGCAGGUCGGUAGGCGGGAAAUGGCGACUGGCUGAGGGAACUGCUGUUGCUGCUGCUGCUACUGCUGCUGUUGCGGAGGAAGCGGGAGAGACACCACACUGUGCGCAGCCGGGACUGCCGCUGGAGUCCGAGGACACUUUUCUACCGUCACAGUCAGAUUACUCUUGCAGCUGCAUCAGAAAUCUGAGCGGGAUGACUUGGUUAUUUUAUUUACCAAAGCUGAUUGAAGCAGAUACAUGUGAAGUCAUUGGGAGGUGAACCAUCUCCAAUUCAACAGUUUUACAUGUGGCACCCAUAAAAGAUGAGGCUGAGAACUCGGAAAGCUUCUCAGCAGUCAAAUAAAAUUCAUACACAACGUGCAGUCAAGGCAAAGAGGAAACAUUCAGAGAUUGAAGAUAGUUUACCUGCAGGAGUAGAAAAAACACAGAAGAAUGAAACCGGCUUGUUAUCAUCAAUUAAAAAAUUCAUUAAGGGAAGCACACCCAAGGAAGAGAGAGAAAAUCCUUCCAAGAGGAGUAGAAUAGAACGGGAUAUAGAUAACAACUUGAUCACAUCAACACCUCGAACAGGAGAAAAGCCCAAUAAACAGAUAUCUCGAGUAAGACGGAAAAGUCAAGUAAAUGGAGCUGGUAGUUAUGAAAUGACAAAUCAACAUGUAAAACAAAAUGGAAAACUAGAAGAUAGUCCUGCCACUGGGAGUCCUCCAAGGACUACGUUGUUGGGCACCAUUUUUUCUCCUGUCUUCAACUUUUUCUCACCAGCAAAUAAAAAUGGAACAUCAGGAUCAGAUUCCCCCGGACAAGCUGUGGAAGCUGAAGAAAUAGUAAAACAGCUUGAUAUGGAACAGGUAGAUGAAAUCACUACCAGUACAACUACAUCAACAAAUGGAACAGCUUAUUCAAAUCAAGCAAUUCAAGUCAGGCCUACAAUAAAUAAUGGCUUAGAAGAAGUGGAAGAAGCAACUAAUCGUGAUAUACCACCUCUUACAGCACCUGUGUCUCCAGAUAGUGGUUAUUCAUCAGCCCAUGCAGAAGCAACCUAUGAAGAAGAUUGGGAAGUAUUUGACCCCUAUUAUUUUAUCAAGCAUGUUCCCCCAUUGACAGAGGAACAACUAAAUAGGAAGCCAGCUCUUCCUUUGAAAACAAGAAGUACACCAGAAUUUUCCCUAGUCCUAGACUUGGAUGAAACACUAGUGCACUGUAGUUUAAAUGAACUAGAAGAUGCUGCACUCACUUUUCCAGUCCUUUUCCAAGAUGUCAUUUAUCAGGUUUAUGUGCGAUUAAGACCAUUCUUCAGGGAAUUCCUGGAACGUAUGUCUCAAAUUUAUGAGAUCAUUCUUUUUACUGCUUCUAAGAAGGUGUAUGCAGACAAGUUACUGAACAUACUAGACCCUAAAAAGCAGCUGGUCAGGCACCGACUUUUCCGUGAACAUUGCGUGUGUGUACAAGGAAACUACAUAAAAGACUUAAACAUCCUUGGAAGAGAUCUUUCAAAAACUAUCAUAAUUGACAAUUCACCACAAGCCUUUGCCUACCAACUUUCUAAUGGAAUCCCUAUAGAGAGCUGGUUCAUGGAUAAAAAUGACAAUGAACUCUUAAAAUUGAUUCCUUUUCUGGAGAAACUUGUAGAACUGAAUGAGGAUGUUCGACCUCACAUCAGAGACAGAUUUCGCUUGCAUGACUUGCUACCCCCAGAUUAAAUAUGAAGAUUUUUUUCAAAUCACUGAAGGGGGAGAAAAUGCAGGACCCUUAUGGACUAGAACAAAAACAUUGCCAUUACUGUUGAAAUUUUGCAUUUUUGUACCCCGUCUUGCUUUUCUUAUCUUUGGUGCCCAACAAUAAUCAAGGGUUACAGAAAGAGACUUUAUAUAUAUAUACAUACAUGCAUAUAUAUAUAUAUAUAUAUAUAUCUCAGAUUGAAUACAUACAGUAGGUAGGCUAGAACAGAAAAGUCUUUAGAACUAGUGCAACUCCAGUGAAAAUUUUUUAUGUCCAGGACAUCUGCAGUUUAUAAAGAAUUCUGUUUCUGCCACCAGCAGUUUGACCUGUAGAAACACAGGAUUUUAUGAUAAUAACAGAGAUGAAAAUGGACUUUUAUUUUCUCUCUGUUUGGUGCUCUAAGUGGGUUUGUAGCCACUUUUCUGUUACUUUAAGAUUCUCAUUUCAACAGGAAUGGCCAGUAAAAAGUUGUUUUAUUUUUCCUGUUAAGGUUUAUAACCUUUUUACAUUUUUGACCUGUAUUAGAAUAGAAUUUCAUUAUGCAUUCCUUUUAGUUGAGGCGCUUCAUAGUUUUCUGGAAAUAGCCAAAUUUUAGUUUUUUAUUAUACAAUUGAAUGGCCGUUUUCCUGCUUUGUCUGCCUGCAUACUGUAUAUUUGUUUAAAAAUAUUCUCUAGUUUUAGUCCAUGUAAGUUUCAUUUAGAAAUACCUGCAUUUAUAUUUUGUUUCUGUAAUAUUCUACUGUAGUUGAAAUCUUUUCAAAAAUCAAGAGACUGGUAGAUAAGAAUAUAUGAAUGACUAAUAUUCAAAAGAUUUAAACCAUUGUGAUGGCAUGUAUUCCAGAUGACAAUAUCUUGCAGUGGCACAAAAUGUGACUGGAUAAGUCAUACCUCAGACUAUGCUGUGCACACAAAUCUUUGAGGAGAAUAUAUGUUUGGUCAACUGUUGGGCUUGAUGCAAUUCAGUUACUGCUGCCUUUGGUUUUCUCCAGGAAUGAAGUAUUCUGCACAGUCGCUCAGUAUUUGCAGUUGUUUUGCAUGGGCUGGUAGUACCUCUGUUAUGCUAUUGACAACAAUCAGUUCAAAACCCUGUGUAACAGUGUCAGUACCUCACAGGAGCUCCGCACACUCCUGUGGUGCAGAGUACCCCCAUGCCGCCAGUGCUGUGCAUAUGCUAUCAUAGUGGUUUUCUAUGUUAUAUGGAAAGAGUCUUCAGGCCUUGGUUCUCUAAUGCAGCUACCAUAAGAGGUUGAUAUUUUUAUAAUGGUGUGUAAUCUCCUUUUCAGGAGGCUUUUUAUGGAAGGUAGAAUUUGUAAAAGUUAGUAUGCUUGGCCUCUCGACUGCAUUAACAUGCCAUGGGCUCAGACUGUUUUUGUGUAAAGGAUGUCAAAGAACGGCACUUUUUCUAAAGAGAAGUUUGAUAUUUUGUAUGCUUGUUAAGAAAGUACAGUAUUGGAAAUUAAAGGUGGACAACUGAUAAUUGAGAAGUAUGUCAAUUAAUUUUUUAUGUAUAUUACCUGUUUACUUGUACAACUUUAUUGUACAAAUUACAUGCAGCUUCAUUUUCAAAUGAGUCCUUAAAAUAAGGAAAUCUUUUUAGGAAAACAUUUAAUUUUUGUAUUUUUGAUUUUAAAGGCAUGAGUUAUGUCAAUUUUCAGUGUAUUAAUGAAGAUUUUAACUUUUCAUCAGGUUGAGUGUUUUCUUACUAUAUUAUCUGUUGUGUAUGUAGUUAGCACAUUGUGUCACUGAACUGUUCAAAAAAUUUAGCAUGUAGAAAAAGCCUGUUUUGUGGAAAAUCUUUAUUCAUUAAAAAAAAAUCAUGGCAGAUUUUCUGCAAAAAAAGCAAAAGCAUUUGCAAUUCAGAAUACUGAUUUUUUUGUAUUUAAAGAAAGGUAUUUUGCUUGCAGGAAAAGAUACUACAGAUUCGUUUUAAUGAGAAUCUUUGAAAUGUAUUUAUCUUUAGGGCAUCUGGGCAUCUUUACACUGUUUGUCUUCUGUCUUUAUUGAAAUAAAAUGUACAUAACAUUACCUUUA